Molecule: messenger RNA, 576 nt
Organism: Babesia bovis T2Bo
Lineage: Eukaryota; Apicomplexa; Aconoidasida; Piroplasmida; Babesiidae
Product: Ribosomal_L27A superfamily protein
Exons: 3
Coding region: 81-524 (147 amino acids)
Biological process (GO): translation
Cellular component (GO): cytosolic large ribosomal subunit; ribosome
Molecular function (GO): structural constituent of ribosome
Source: RefSeq, a predicted model, not a curated record
AUCGAAACCACUAGCAAUUGGUUCCCCGUUUUAUCCAUUAAAUAAGAGAUUGGGUCCAGCCGUGCAUAAAGUCAAUCAAAAUGACGACCAGAUUUAAGAAUUGUCGUAAACUUAGAGGCCAUGUAUCACAUGGACAUGGUAGGGUUGGGAAACAUCGUAAACACCCCGGUGGUCGUGGUAAGGCUGGUGGUUUCUCUCAUCAUCGUAUACUUUUUGAUAAAUUCCACCCUGGUUACUUCGGAAAAGUUGGUAUGCGUUAUUUCCACAAGAUCAAGAAUCGUUACUUUUGCAGAACCGUAAAUGUUGACCACCUAUGGUCCAUGGUACCGCAAGCCGACAUCGAGGCAGCUGCCAAGGAAGUUGGCAAAGCCCCUGUUUUGGAUGUUGUUCAGAAGGGUUACUUUAAGGUUUUGGGUAACGGAACCAUGCCCAAAAAGCCACUUAUCGUCAAGGCUAGAUACUUCAGCAAGCUGGCUGAGAAGAAGAUCAAAGAGGCUGGCGGAGCAUGUGUGCUCGUAGCCUAAAUUACAACAACAUAUGGCUAACUGUGAUUGCAAUCAUAUUGUAUGCGUGUUU